CCAAGCUGCCGUCCACUGUCCGCUACCGCGCCGCUACCCUCCAUGGAUCAAAAGAAGCUCCGGGAGUUGACCAAGAAGGAGAAGGAGCGCCGCGAUGCUCCCGUGAAGCCGAAGGCGCGCCGCGUGGAGUCCAACGCGCUGCUGGCGAAGCGGCUCCGCGCGGAGCCGGAAAAGCGCCCGGCCGCGCAGCGCCCGGAAGGGGAGCCGGAGGCGCCGCAGGUGGCUGAGCAGGUGGCUGAGAUGGAGGAGGAGGUGGGACCCGAGAGCAAGGAAAAUGAAGUGAAUGAAGUGGAAGAGCCGGUGGUGGAGCAGACGCUUCCGAAGAAACCGGAGGUUGAGGAGGACAAGCAGGACAAGGAGGAGGAGGACCAGAAGGAAGGAUUGCCUGAAGGCUUCUUUGAUGAUCCUGAUAUGGAUGCCAAGAUGAGAGGUCAAGAGGCACCUUCCAAGAAAGCCGAACGAGAGCUGGAGGAAGGUCUGCGCAGAUUUGAGCGAGAGAUGCAAGCUGAGCAAGAGAGGGCAGAGGAGAAAAGACAUCAAAUCGAUGAGGAGAAAUAUGAAGCAACAGCUGUUGAAGAGCAAGAGUUUCAAGUGCAGCUUCAGUCUCGCCUUGAGAAGCUGCGUCAACAGACGGCCCAUCGAAAGCUCAACAUGCCAAAGGAGGCAGAAAAGGAGGAAGAGCCGGAAGAUGAUGAGGAUUUGGAUGACGAUGACUUGGAUGGAUUGUCGCUUGACUGGCGCGCCAAAGGCUUCAGCUAAGGGGAGCAAAAAGAAGAGUUCGUGCCCGGGCGUGGGGAAGAAAUAUGAAGAAAUCCUGGACAGAUCUUUCAAAACAAUCAUGAAUCUUUCAUAUCCAAUCUCUACAUGAACCGGUAUAGCCGUGGCAUGCCGUGGGCUGCAGACCGAUCCGACCCCCCAAGCGUCGCGUGGUCGCCUCGACUCGGUGCCGUCCGGGGUAGACCCUACCCGACCGACCCGACCUUCCUGUAUGCACAUGUCCAGGCCGUGAGGGAACCCAAGUCAUGCACUGUCCAAUCCCCCAUAAAACCAUCCCUACUAGCAAUGGCCUCCAACCUACUCGGGAUCGCCUCCAACCCAGUAGUACCCUAGGCCCUACACUAUAUUUACCCUCCAAAAAGUGCGGAAGAACAGGUUAGGCUCCAUCGCGUCUCCCACGACCAGGCACGACGGAGCACCGGACCCGCCACCCGCGGCGAGCGGUGAAAAACGCCGGAAGUGCACGACCUGCGCGGCAUGCACGACAUGCACAACAUGACACCGUGGCACCUUCAAGUGGAGGGUGACAACAGGUGACCCUUCAUUUGCCAGCUAAAAACAAGCUCAAAAGAAUAUGCCAUUGACUCGUAACGGAUAAUUUUUUCUCAAACGGAUGGUCAUGGAUGGCGAUCCCUCUUUAGUGCUAUGUGAAAACGCUGCCAUUGGUGGCCCAGAAAUGUAGCUCCAAUCUGCAAACUUCACCG
Messenger RNA from Durusdinium trenchii, 1481 nucleotides. The record is from the annotation of a GenBank genome assembly. NCBI's taxonomy places the organism in Eukaryota, Dinophyceae, Suessiales, Symbiodiniaceae.